Molecule: messenger RNA, 10301 nt
Organism: Pangasianodon hypophthalmus (striped catfish)
Lineage: Eukaryota; Metazoa; Chordata; Actinopteri; Siluriformes; Pangasiidae
Gene: kif1ab
Product: kinesin family member 1Ab
Exons: 49
Coding region: 531-5834 (1767 amino acids)
Biological process (GO): microtubule-based movement
Molecular function (GO): microtubule motor activity; ATP binding; microtubule binding
Source: RefSeq, a predicted model, not a curated record
UGAAAUUGCAGCUGAUUUCACCAUCAGCACACUGCCUUUCUCCAUCUCCUCGCUCUCAGCGACGUGAUGCAAGCUCGCACACGUUGAUGAUGUCAUCACUGCAUCCUCAGCAUCCUCAGCUCCAUCAUCACAGCCAUUUUGUGCUUCUGCUCUCUCCAUCCUGCCCUCCCUCCCUCCUCCCUCCCUUCUCCCUCUCGUCUCCUUCCUGAGCCCACACCGAGUCCUGACGCACCACUGAGUACCAGGCCCCUGCAGACAAACACACACACACACACACACACACACAUACACACACACUGUGAUGCUGUGUCUGAUGUGCUGAUCCAGGGAGAGGCUGAGACCCUGCGCACACACACACACACACACACACACACACACACAGCGAGAGGAAAACAAGGCAGACGAGGACGACAGGCUCAAUGGAAUAACAUCCAGCACCAGAAGGCUCCCCGGGACUUUCACCAUCACGGAGAUUGGGUGGAACUCGGCCUGCGUUUCUCCUCCACCUGCGGCUCUAAACGUCUCUCAUCAUGGCAGGAGCGUCGGUGAAAGUAGCCGUCAGGGUUCGACCCUUCAACUCCAGAGAGAUCAGCAAAGAGAGCAAGUGCAUUAUUCAGAUGUCGGGGAACACCACCACGAUCAUCAACCCUAAACAGCCGAAAGAGAACAAGAGCUUCAACUUUGACUAUUCGUACUGGUCUCACACAUCGCCGGAGGAUGUUAACUACGCCUGUCAGAAACAGGUGUACAAGGACAUUGGCGAGGAGAUGCUGCUUCACGCAUUCGAAGGCUACAAUGUCUGCAUCUUUGCGUACGGCCAGACCGGAGCGGGAAAAUCCUACACCAUGAUGGGCAAACAGGAGAAAGACCAACAGGGCAUAAUACCUCUGCUCUGUGAAGACCUGUUCACCAAGAUUAAUGACAAUGGAGACAAUAACAUGUCCUACUCUGUGGAGGUCAGUUAUAUGGAGAUCUACUGUGAGCGAGUGAGAGAUCUGCUGAACCCGAAGAAUAAAGGAAACCUGCGUGUGAGAGAGCAUCCACUCAUGGGGCCGUACGUGGAAGAUCUGUCCAAGAUGGCCGUCACGUCCUACAACGACAUCCAGGACCUGAUGGACUCGGGCAACAAAGCCAGAACCGUAGCAGCUACGAACAUGAACGAGACGAGCAGUCGCUCUCACGCCGUCUUUAACAUCAUCUUCACACAGAAACGCUUUGACAGCGACACGGACAACACCUCAGAAAAGGUCAGCAAAAUCAGCCUGGUGGACUUGGCAGGCAGCGAGAGAGCCGACUCAACUGGAGCCAAAGGCACCAGGCUGAAGGAAGGAGCGAACAUUAAUAAAUCCCUGACCACACUGGGCAAAGUGAUUUCUGCUUUAGCUGAAAUGGACUCAUUACCAAACAAGAACAAGAAGAAGAAGAAAGUGGAAAGCUUCAUCCCCUACAGAGACUCUGUACUCACCUGGCUGCUCAGGGAGAACCUGGGUGGAAACUCACGUACUGCCAUGGUAGCUGCUCUGAGUCCUGCAGAUAUUAACUAUGACGAGACUCUCAGCACUCUCAGGUAUGCUGACCGUGCGAAACAGAUUCGUUGUAAUGCAGUCAUUAAUGAAGAUCCCAACAACCGUUUGGUGCGUGAGCUGAAGGAGGAAGUGGCUCGUCUGAAGGACCUGCUGUACGCCCAAGGCCUCGGUGAUAUCAUUGAGACCUAUCGAGGUGCUGGUCCUGGAAUACCUGCCCUGAAAUUGACCAAUGCGAUGACAGGGAUGAGUCCCUCUCCCUCUCUCUCGGCUCUCUCCAGCCGAGCCGGAUCCAUCAGCAACUUACACGACCGGAUCAUAUUCACCCCCGGCAGUGAGGAAGCCAUCGAGAGGCUUAAGGAAACAGAGAAGAUCAUCGCAGAGCUCAAUGAGACGUGGGAGGAGAAACUGCGGCGCACUGAGGCCAUCAGGAUGGAGAGGGAGGCUCUUCUGGCUGAAAUGGGCGUGGCCAUUAGGGAAGAUGGAGGCACUGUCGGAGUGUUUUCACCCAAAAAGACGCCUCAUCUGGUCAAUUUGAACGAAGACCCGCUGAUGUCCGAGUGUUUACUGUACUACAUCAAAGACGGAAUCACCAAGGUGGGCCGUGAGGAUGCUAGCUGUAGGCAGGACAUUGUCCUGAGUGGACACUUCAUUAAAGAAGAGCACUGCAUCUUCACGAGCAGCGCUGGACCUUCAGGAGACGGAGUGGUGGUACUGGAGCCGUGUGAGGACGCAGAGACAUAUGUCAACGGCAAGAGAGUGACUGAGCCCACAGUUCUCAGAUCAGGGAACCGUAUCAUCAUGGGAAAGAGCCAUGUGUUCCGAUUUAAUGACCCAGAGCAGGCAAGGCAGGAACGGGAGAGGACGCCGUGUGCCGAGACCCCCAUGGAGCCUGUGGACUGGGCCUUCGCUCAGCGGGAGCUUCUGGAGAAACAGGGCAUAGACAUGAAACAGGAGAUGGAGCAGAGACUGCAGGAGCUAGAGGAUCAGUACCGCAGAGAGCGAGAGGAGGUGAGCAACCUUCUGGAGCAGCAGAGACUGGACUAUGAGAGUAAGCUUGAGGCUCUUCAGAGGCAGGUUGACUCCCGAUAUUACCCAGAAACUACAGAAGAGGAAGAGGAACUAGAAGAAGAAGUGCCGUGGACUAAGCGGGAAACUGAGCUGGCACUCUGGGGUUUCCGGAAAUGGCGCUUCUACCAGUUCACUUCACUGCGGGAUCUGCUGUGGGGCAACGCCAUCUUUCUCAAAGAGGCCAAUGCCAUCAGUGUCGAGCUCAAGAAGAAGGUUCAGUUCCAGUUCGUUUUACUGACGGACACGCUUUACUCCCCGCUCCCUCCUGAUCUCCUGCCUCCCAGCGUCGCUAAAGACCGUGAGACGAGACCUUUCCCUCGCACUAUCGUAGCUGUGGAGGUGCAGGAUCAGAAGAACGGAGCCACUCAUUACUGGACCUUAGAAAAAUUAAGGCAGAGGUUGGACCUGAUGAGGGAGAUGUAUGAUCGAGCAGCUGAUAUUCCCAGCAGCACCGUGGAGGACUGUGACCACGCCCUGACCGGCGGCGACCCCUUCUACGAUCGCUUCCCCUGGUUCCGCCUCGUCGGGAGCACUCCCAUUCUGAACACGUGCAUGAGCGAGCGCAUGAGAGACCCCUCCCCCUCCCCCACCCUCUCCGAGCCCGACUCGGACGUAACUGAGCUCGCAGACGAGCGGCAUUAUGGAAAGGAGGAGGAGGAGGAGGAGGAGUUGGAGGACCUGGACGAUGAGAUCAGUAUGGAGGAGGGUCAUCAGUGCCGAGGCCAGGACCCCUUUUACGACCGCUGGCCUCUGUUCAGUUUAGUGGGAAGGGCGUUUGUGUACCUGAGUAACCUGCUGUACCCCGUCCCUCUGGUGCACCGUGUGGCGAUAGUGAGCGAGAAAGGCGAGGUGAAGGGUUUCCUCCGGGUCGCCGUGCAGGCCGUCUCAGCUGAUGAAGAAGCUCCAGAUUACGGCUCGGGCGUCAGACAGUCAGGAACAGCUAAGAUCUCGUUUGAGGAUCAGCAGUUUGAGAAGUUUCAGACAGAGUCAUGUUCAGGGGGAAUGUCGCACUCUAACACGUCUCAGGAGGAACUGCGCAUCGUAGAGGGAGAAGGACAAAACGCCGACACGAGUCUCUCAGCCGACGAGGUCAACAACAACACCUGCACAAUCACCCCUGAUGUUCCUGGAAGUCCUCAGAAGGAAGGUGUGGAGGGUGGAGGGGACGCUGUACAGGAACAAACACUUCCACACCUGAAGAUUGGAAGCAGCUUCACCUUCAGAGUCACCGUCCUGCAGGCGUCCAGCAUCUCAGCCGAGUACGCCGACAUCUUCUGCCAGUUCAACUUUAUCCACCGGCAUGACGAGGCGUUUUCCACAGAGCCGCUGAAGAACACGGGCCGAGGGCCGCCGCUGGGCUUCUACCACGUCCAGAACAUCACGGUGGACGUGACUAAGUCGUUUGUGGAGUACAUUAAGACUCAGCCCAUAGUGUUCGAGGUGUUUGGACAUUAUCAGAAACAGCCGUUCCCUCCUCUGUGUAAAGACCUCAUCAGUCCUCUGCGUCCAUCGAGACGUCAGUUCCCUCGCGUCAUGCCUUUAUCCAAACCAGUUCCAGCGACUAAGCUGAGUGCGAUGGCUCGCUCUUCGGCCGGUCCGUGUCACUGUAAAUACGACCUGAUGGUGUUCUUUGAGAUCUGUGAGCUGGAGGCGAACGGCGAUUAUAUCCCGGCCGUGGUCGAUCACAGAGUGGGAAUGCCCUGCCAUGGAACGUUCCUGCUGCACCAGGGCAUCCAGAGGAGAAUCAGAGUGAUUAUAGCUCAUGAGACAGGAAAUGACAUCGAAUGGAGGGAAGUGAAGGAGCUCGUUAUCGGUCGAAUCCGUAACACUCCCGAAGCUGACGAGACCAUCAUCGACCCCAACAUCCUGUCCCUCAACAUCCUCUCUUCCUCCUACAUCAAACCUUCUUAUGAUGACAGCGUUUCCUUGGGAGUUGACCAUAGGACGUUUUAUCGGUUCGAGGCGGCGUGGGACAGCUCCAUGCACAACUCCCUGCUCCUGAACCGCGUCACGCCGUACGGAGAGAAAAUCUACAUCACGCUCUCAGCGUACCUCGCGAUGGAGAACUGCACCCAGCCCACGGUCAUCACCAAAGACUUCUGCAUGGUGUUCUACUCGAGAGACGCGAAGCUUCCUGCGUCACGCUCCAUCCGUAACCUGUUCAGCACCGGAGCUCUCAGGCCCUUAGAGAGUAAUCGUGUGACUGGAGUGUAUGAGCUCAGUCUGUGCCAUCUUGCAGAUGUCGGAAGUCCAGGAAUGCAGAGGAGGCGUCGGCGUGUGUUGGACACCUCGGUGGCGUAUGUUCGCGGUGAGGAGAACCUCGCUGGGUGGAGGCCUCGCAGUGACAGUCUCAUCCUGGAUCAUCAGUGGGAGUUGGAGAAGCUCAGUCUCCUGCAGGAGGUGGAGAAGACGAGACACUACCUGCUGUUGAGAGAGAAACUGGAAGCGUCUGUGCUGCUGAGUCAGGAGUCUCUGUGCAGUAAAGACCUGAUGGAGUUGCCUAAAUCCCUAAGCCCCAAUCUGGCAGGCAGCCCCAUUCUGGAUGGAUCCAAUGAGAGACAGAGGGAGCUGGCUGCCAAGUGCCUGCGACUGCUCAUGCACACCUUUGACAGGCAGUACAGCCAGGUGAGCAGCAGUGCCAGUGAGAGCAAGCUUUCAGAGAUGUCGGAGUCUCUGCUGAGAGACACUUCCUCCUCUGCUCUGAGCUCACUCACUCCAUCCACGACCUGUCCUUCUCUGGUGGACGGUCACUAUGGAAACCUCGACCUCAGUGGUGCAGAGACUCACUCUGGUGCCUCCAGUCCAGAUUUGGACCCUUUCAGUCCUGAGGAGAGGAAACCUCGAACCUGCACCUUCGUCCCCAACAUCCAGGAGAUCCGUGUCAGCCCCAUAGUGUCUAAGAAAGGCUACCUGCAUUUCCUGGAGCCCCACACCAGCGGCUGGGUGAAGCGUUAUGUGGUGGUGCGGCGUCCGUACGUCUAUCUGUACCGCAGUGAGAGAGACAGCGUGGAGAGAGCCGUCAUUAACCUGUCCUCCGCCCAGGUGGAGUACAGCGAGGAGCAGCACGGCCUCCUGAGGACCCCGAAUGCGUUUGCGGUGGUCACUGAGCAUCGUGGAAUCCUCCUGCAGGCCAGCAACGAUAAAGAAAUGCACGACUGGCUCUACGCCUUCAACCCACUGCUGGCUGGAACCAUCAGGUCGAAACUCUCCAGGACGAAAUCCGCACAGAUGAGGAUGUAAAGGAAAUGUUGAUGAUCCUCCAUCUGAGAUUAAACGCAGAAACUCAACACACUCCUGUGGUGUAAAUACUGGUGUGAAGAUAACAAUAGCCUGUGCCUGCCUGCCUCCCUCUCUACUGCCCCCUGCCUGUGUGUGUGAGAGUGUGUGAGUGUAUGAGUGGGUGUGAAUGUGUGUGUAUGUCAUUAGCAAAAGUCCUAAGUACUGUAACUCGCCGUAACCGCGUUAAAAAUCCCGCUUGUUAGUGAUAAUUAUGAUAAAAAAUCAGCACCAUACGAAACGCCUCCGUUUUAAAAUGUAAAGAGUUUAGCUGCUGUAAAUGCGACACAAUGCUGCAUAUAUAUAUGUGUGUGUGUGUGUGUGUGUGUGUGUGUGCUUCUGUAGGUUAGAUGUGAAGUGUUCCCUGAGCUUUCCCUGAGACGAUAAAAAAGCGAGUUAAUACCAUCAGUGAGGGUUUUUUGGUGUUUGUUGUUUUGGUUACAGAAACAAUUUAACCCAAUAAUCGUUCAAAUACGGACAAUAUGAAAGAAUAAAUUUUAGGCCCUAGGUUUGUGAUUACAGCUUUGGCAAAUGUAAUCCUCAUUCCCUUGUUAAAUACUUAAAAAAAUAUUCACUCAGUUUUUUAUAGGAUUUGUAAUUAGGACACUAGCAAUGUCUUUGCAACCCUCAGCAAAACUAACAUGCACAAUAUAAACUGUGUUCCAAGCAUAAGACCAGCAUAAUUAUAAAAAAGUGGGCGGGGUUAGAAUGAAUAUAUUAUCAGGAGGUAGUUUGGGCGUGGCUCUGAUAUCCCAAUCAAAAUUUCUCUCAUUUCCUUUAAAAGUGUGCGACUGUGUGAAUUCGUAAUGGCGAGAGCUGUGAGGGGGAAAAACAAGACGAAUUACAGAAAAUCAUCGUGUGUGAAGUCGUCUGUUUACAGUGAAGUGAGGAGACAUUAACAGGACCCGUGUUCUUCAGCCCUAUUCGGACGGGAUUGGUUUCUCUGGGUGACAUCUGUAAUAAAUGACAUAAGAAUAAAUAAGUAAAUAAAAUAAAUAAGUUACACAUCUCCUCCAUCAUAAAACUCCCAUGUCCAGGAGGCAAAUAAAUUAAUGCGGGAGAAACGAGUUCAAGGUUGUUGUCUCUGCAAACCUGGAUGAUUGUGUCACAUGUGGUCAUGUGAUCAUGUUUAUUUUUUGUCCUCAUUUAACGUUAGAUGAUUAAGGAACUUACAGUGCAACAGCUGCUCAUUUAAUUAUUUCUAAUUAAUAUUGAAAAGCAGAUAGUGUGUGAUAUUUUGGUAUGUGGCAGAGUUAUAGGAUCCAUAUCGAGGAAGUCCAAAGCAUUCGUCUUUUCAUGAUUCAGAAAGUGGACAUAGGCAAAGUGACUAAAUACAACAAGUAGCAGCGGUUAAACAACAUCUGCCAGAAAUUCACUGACAGGAAUAAAAUGAUCAGAUGACCACAGAAAUGGUCAAAAAAAAACCCCAGAAGGUCAUUUGGUGUGUAAUUUUCUCAGGGGAAGAAGGAAAACACAGGGAGCAGCUGAAAAUGAUGGAGUUUCUAAAGAUCCCCAUGUCAGUGUAAUCCUGUCUGAAUAGGGCUUAUGAGCAGCUGUUACUGGCGCAGAUGUGCAAAAGAUUGGAUUGAAAAAAAAAAAAACAACACAACCAAAUGAACAAUAUUCCGGUGAUAAACCACUAAAGCACAUCUCACUGGGUCAAUGUGGAAAUAGAGCCUGAAUUUUUUGUUAACCUGCGUUUGUAAACGUUUUUUUUUUAACUGUUACUUCUCAUUUAAAAAAAAUCCUAUAAAAAUUAUGAGUGCCAAAACUUUUGAUAACUAUUUAAGAAGGGAAUGGGAAAAAUGCAAGAAUACAACUGGUAUUGAAGAAUCAGUGGAGUUAUUGUAAAGCAUUUAUCAAUACGAAUAAGAAGAUUUUAGUAACAUUUUUUACUCACAUUACUUAAAGUGUUUUAUUUACUAAGCGUCAUAUGUUUAUAACGUUAUUUAUCUACGUUUUCACGUUGCACUUCACAUUGAAGAUGAGUUCGGAUCAUUUUAUUAAGCUUGAUGUACUUUGUUUCUUCUAGAAUUUUUUUUUUUAAUUAAUAUGUUAAAUUUGCACAGAUGUGAAAUCUGGACCUUUGGUGUUAUUGAUGUUAUAGUUUUAAUUUCAAUCACUAAAUUCGGUUAAAUGUUAAAGCUAUCCAUGAGUGUUUGAAGGACACGGAGAUAUAGUGUGUGUAUAUCAGAGCACCUGAAAAAAAAAAGAUGGUAAGAUUAUUAGAAAUAUAUUUAUUACAUAUUAUAUACAAUAUUAUGAUUGCUUAUAAAAUGCAACAAAUUCGCUUUUCCAGAUCCAGUUUCGGUUUUAUAGUAUUGAAAUGAGAGACCAAAAAUGUUUAAAAAUCCCCCUGAUGAAAAAAAUGUAAGAUUUCUAUUGGGUUUAUUGUGUUUCUGGUGGUGUGUAAUGGAGGCUUAAUGGAAUUUGUCAUUCCUAAUGGUUCCUUAUCUAAUUUUAUUCUCAUACUAACCACAAUGAAAGAGGUCCUGGUGGAUUCUGGAGAUAUUUUAACCAUUUGCUAAAGGAAGCCUUUAGGAAUCUGAUGGAAACCAUUACGCCGAUUCCCAUCACAUAAUGGAAACCAAUAGAGCUUUUCCAAAUGGACUGGUUUUAUGUGGAAGUGGAUGAAUUUGGACUAUUUCUAGAGUUUAAAGUCUAGAAAUGUAAUCGUUCGUUUGUCUAAAACGUAGCUACACAUCAGAGACGUGGUAGCGCAGGACGUCAUUUGCGUUGACUGACAUGUUGACUGAAGGAAAACCUGCUCGUGUCAUGUUGGUGUUGGUGGGAGAUGAUCAGCCAGUCAUUCGCCACCACUUCAGAUGUGUUUUUGUGUGUUAGAACAGAGCCAGUCCUGAAGUGUCACUCACAAUUUUUGUUUAAAUGAUACUAAUUUUAGUAGUAAUUUAAUAGGAGGCAGUCAUUUUCUCUGACAAAACCAGCACAGAACUCUCUGAACUGUGAAUUUUCCUCUCCCAGUGUGCUAGUUACCUCUUUAAACAGGCUACUCAUGAGCUAGCAUUGUACCAAGCAAGCUAAAACCUGGGUCUAGCAUUACAGAACUCAUUUUCUUACCUAACAUGGAGGAUGUGAUGUGACUGAUCAGUAAAUUCAAUGAUAUUUUUUCCCUUUAAUAUCUAGAAGUUGUUAAAAUGAACAGUGCUAUGAGUUAGCAUGAAAUCUGCCUAGUGAAUCUGGCUAGCAUGCUAAAUAAACAACACUUUCGCUCGCUUAAGAAGAACAAUUUAGCAGUUAUGGUGAGAUAUUUCAUGUGUAACUAUCCAUGUACAAGUUUUUUUUUUAUUAUUACUGUUUUAAAAAUGUAUCUCGUGCAUUUACACUCAAAACGUUUGCUAGAUAAUUGCUCUUCAGAUCUGAGCUAGCUUGUUAGUUUAUACUGUCUAGUCAGUUUUGAUUAUCAAAUCCAAUUUUUUUUUAGCACAUAACUGACUGGAAAAGAUGCUGCAUGUGUCUGAUUUUUGCCAAAGCACUAGCUAACGACUAGCUAAUAUUUCUGACUAGCCUGUUAGUUUUAAUGAGCAUUUUUUUAAUCAAUCGACUGUUCAUGGUAUAUUAUGGACUCAGAUUGUAGCACUUAUUUAGAUUUUUAACCAAAUACUGCCUUCUAUUAUGUAAAAUCAGAUGCUCUUCUUUAAAUAAAGUGGUGUUUGACAUCUUCAUCUGGCUUUGUUAUAAUAAAAAAAAAAAAAUGUGUGUUAUAAAAUGUGCCUUGGGCCAGCCAACCCACAGAGCACAAAAAAAAAACAAAAAAACCCACACACACACACUUGCCGGUUUUGCAGGUGGUUGAAAUGUCUGUCACACUCCUAUCAAGACUCUAUGAUGUGUGUAUUGAUAUCAGUCAACUUCAGCAUGAUUGUUUUUUUAAAUUGUAUAUUAUAAAAUAAGUCCAGUGAAAAAUAGUGAGUGAAGGAUUUCCAGGUUUGGAGGAUUUAGAGGAUUUGGAGGAUUUCCAGGUUCGGAGGAUUCCAGCGAUGCGUCUCGGUGCUCAGCUCGAGUUUUGUUCGUCCCUUUCCUGUCUCUUUGCUAAUUCUACGUAUGUGACAGCAUGCUGUAUAUAAUUACUCACCUGCCUACAGUAUAUCAGUAGCAUUUACACGAUAAUACUAGUUGUAUUAUUUUGGUCAAAAAUGAAGACAGUAAUGUCUACUCGAACCUUCUCCUUCUCCUCCAUUUCAUAAAUUCAUUCCUUCACCCAUGGCAGAGUCUGCAGUGCAUCUCCUGUAGCCGCGUCACCGUUUCAUGCUGUGUAUAUAAACCACAACCGGCACACAGGUGUAACCUCUUUGUAAUCUUCAUGGAUAAGCCGUAGUGUAUUUAGUGCUCAAGAAGUGUUGGACUUGUGUCUUCUAAUGUCUGUGGACACUUAACACUUUGUUGGACGUGAAAUAAAUGUGCAACACGCCA